Pochonia chlamydosporia 170 is the source of this 4962-nucleotide messenger RNA. RefSeq names its product DNA topoisomerase 2. Gene Ontology annotation, molecular function: ATP binding; DNA binding; DNA topoisomerase type II (double strand cut, ATP-hydrolyzing) activity. The transcript is spliced from 3 exons. Gene Ontology annotation, biological process: resolution of meiotic recombination intermediates; DNA topological change; sister chromatid segregation. The record is from RefSeq and is a predicted model, not a curated record. NCBI's taxonomy places the organism in Eukaryota, Fungi, Ascomycota, Sordariomycetes, Hypocreales, Clavicipitaceae. Gene Ontology annotation, cellular component: nucleus. Bases 1 to 4962 code for a protein of 1653 amino acids.
AUGGAUUCAGACGUCAUGUCCGAUCCCGCCUUCAGCCUUGGCGAGGAAUCAGAUGGCUAUGUCCCUGAAAAGAAAACAAAGCCCAAGGCAGCGGCAAUACCUGCCAAAGCCGCAGGGAAAAAACUUACACAAACCACAUUGAAGACGAAAGCGCCAGCUAAACGACCAAAACCCGAGAGCGACGACGAUGAAGACUCCUUCGGCGGCAACUCGUCAGGGUUUUCACAUACCCCGCCGAGUUCCAAGAAGCAGAAGAAGGCACCUCCCCCGAAAAAGUCAGGCGGUGUUCCUCUCGCCGAGGUUGAGAAUGAUAGCAUGAUAAUCGAUGUUCCAGCCAAACCGACGUCCAAAUCAACUAAAACAGCUACCGAAACGUACCAAAAGCUGACUCAACUGGAACACAUCAUCAAGCGACCAGAUACCUACAUUGGAUCAGUCGAGAAAACAGAGCAGCAGAUUUGGGUGUUCAACAAGUUUACAUCGCAGAUGGAGUACAAGACCAUCAGCUUCGUCCCGGGUUUCUACAAAAUCUUUGACGAAAUCAUGGUCAACGCUGCGGAUAACAGUCAGCGUGAGAACAGUGGCAUGACAACCAUGAAAGUCAACAUUAGCCGAGAAAGUGGGGAGAUUAGUGUCGAAAACAAUGGCAAGGGUAUCCCUAUUGAAAUCCACGAAAAGGAGAAGAUUUACAUUCCUGAGCUGAUCUUUGGUCAUCUCCUGGCUGGAUCCAACUUUGAUGACAACGAGAAGAAGACCGUCGGUGGACGUAACGGUUAUGGUGCCAAGCUUUGCAAUGUCUUCAGCACACAAUUCACCCUUGAAUGCCAAGAUAGUGCGAAUGGCAAGAGAUACAAGCAAACCUGGACGGACAACAUGCAGAAGAUGCAAAAGGCUAAGAUCACAUCAAGCAAAUCUGCCGACUUUGUUCGUAUAACCUUCAAGCCAGACUAUAACCGCUUCGGGAUGCCUGAGGGCAUUGAUGACGAUCUAGAGGCUCUCCUUUUCCGUCGAGUGUACGACAUGGCGGGAACACUUCGUCGUGUCAAAGUUCACCUGAAUGGCGAACAAAUUAAAAUCAAAGAUUUCAAGGCCUACUGUGAUCUCUACGCCAAGUCUAUAGCUGCUGAAAGGACAGCAGAGGAAGGCGGUACACCCACUUGCACCGUCGAGAUCGACAAGGAGAAGACUCAUCCUCGAUGGGAAGUUGGAUUCACAGUAUCUGACGGAACCUUUCAACAAGUGUCGUUUGUCAACUCGAUUGCAACCACUACUGGCGGCACGCAUGUCAAUUACAUUGCGGACCAGAUCACAUCUUCGCUUUUAAAAGCCCUGGACAAGAAGAAGAAGGGCCACAGCCUCAAGCAGAGUCAUCUCAGAAACCACAUUUUCAUCUUUGUCAACUGCUUGAUUGAUAACCCAGCUUUCACCUCUCAAACCAAGGAGCAAAUGACAACCAAAAUGAGCCAGUUCGGUAGCAAAUGCAAUCUCGGCGAUACAUUUCUCAAGGCAAUUGCCAAAUCCGAUGCUAUCGAAAAUAUCAUGGAUUUUGCGCAAAAGAAAGCCGACAAGAUGUUAUCCAAGAGUGACGGAAGCAAGCGAGCAAGAGUCAGCAAUGCUAAGCUUGUCGAAGCUAACUUGGCAGGGACUCGUCAUGGCCAUCUGUGCACCCUCAUUCUGACGGAGGGUGACUCCGCCAAAGGUUUGGCAGUCUCUGGAAGAGCCAUUCUUGAUCCGGAUAAAAUCGGUGUUUUCCCCCUGCGUGGCAAGCUUCUCAAUGUUCGAGACGCAUCACUGGAUCAAAUCACCAAGAACCAAGAAAUUCAAAACAUUAAACAGUUCUUGGGCCUAAAGCACAAACAAGUGUACACAGAUACCAAGAGUCUCCGUUAUGGCCACCUCAUGAUCAUGACUGAUCAGGAUCAUGAUGGUAGUCACAUUAAAGGUCUUCUCAUCAACUUUCUGCAAGUUCAGUUUCCCUCGUUACUGAAGAUCCCAAAGUUCCUCCAGGAGUUCAUCACGCCAAUUGUAAAGGUGUGGCAAGGCCCAGACCCAAAGAAACCGUUGAGACUGAAGUCUUUUUUUACUCAGCCGCAGUACGAGGAGUGGAAAGAUGCUCACAAGACAGAGUUAUCAAGAUGGCAUUCCAAGUACUUCAAGGGUUUGGGAACAAGUUCCAACGAAGAUGCCCAAGUGUACUUCACUGACCUUGAUAAUCAUUUGAAGGAGUUCCAAGUCAUGAAGUCGGAAGAAGCUGACCUUUUCGAUCUUGUCUUUUCAAAGAAGAAGGCGGAUGCCCGAAAGGAAUGGCUCGGUAAUUUCAUUCCGGGAACCUUCCUGGAUCACACCACGAAGGAAAUUGCCUACUCAGACUUCGUGGGCAAGGAGCUGAUUCUCUUCAGUAUGGCUGACAAUAUGCGUUCUAUACCGUCUGUCAUUGACGGGUUGAAACCUGGCCAACGUAAAGUACUGUACGCUUGCUUCAAAAGAAAUUUGACCAAGGACAAGAAGGUGGUGGAACUUGCUGGUUAUGUCUCUGAGCAGACGGCGUAUCACCAUGGCGAAGCCUCUCUGCAACAGACUAUCAUUGGUUUGGCACAGAACUUUGUCGGCUCCAACAACAUCAACAUUCUGGAACCUAGCGGUAACUUUGGUUCUCGCCUUGCUGGUGGCUCUGAUGCAGCCAGUCCUCGAUAUACCUUCACGCGAUUGGCUCCAUUUGCAAAGAAGAUCUUCUCGCCGCUGGACGAGGCCAGCCUCAAACACCAAUACGAGGACGGCAAGCGAAUUGAGCCCGAAGUGUAUUCGCCGAUCAUCCCCAUGGUGCUUGUGAAUGGCGCCGACGGUAUUGGAACCGGAUGGAGUACAACCAUUCCUAAUUAUCAUCCCCAGGAUAUUGUCAAGAACUUGAAGCGCCGCAUGGGUCGACUAGAUGAGGACGACUCUGAAGAAAAGCCAUUUGAGACAAUGACCCCUUGGUUCAGAGGUUGGAAAGGCAAUCCUGAAGCCGCUGGUCCAGAUAGAUAUAAAUUCAACGGCAUCGCAUACCAGAAUGACCAGAACCCCAACGAAAUCGUCAUCACGGAGUUACCGAUCCGAAUGUGGACUGAUGACUUCAAGGGGAAGCUCGAGAAAGUCAUCAGCGGCGUUGAUGGUCCCACCUGGAUCAAGGACUACAAGGAAUUCAACGACCACAAGACAGUCCAUUUUGAGAUCAUGGUCGACGAGAAACACUUGCCCAAGAUCCUCGAAGAGGGCCUGCUUGAGCGCUUCAAGCUUACCAAGCAGGUUGCUACGUCAAAUUUGGUCGCGUUUGACACGAGGGGUCAGAUCCGGAAGUAUGAGAAGGUUGAAGACAUUUUGGAGGAAUACUACAUUCACAGACUCGACAUGUAUUCUGACCGAAAACAAUACUGGCUCGAUGUACUUCAUUCCGAUUUCCGGAAACUGUCACAGCAGUAUAAAUUCGUCAAGGCAAUCAUUGAUGGAGAGUUGAUUGUGGGUAAGAAGAAGAAGUCUGUACUUGUGACGGAACUUCGCGCCCGCGGGUAUGACGCAUUCCCGCCAGGUGGCCAGAAGCAAAAGACGACAGAAGACGAACUUGCCAACUCCGAGAAUGAAAAUGAUGACGGUGAUGACGAUAAGGAAACAACUGCAGGUGCCCGUGACUAUGAUUACCUUUUGUCGAUGCCAAUUUGGUCUCUCACUGAAGAAAGACUUGCGAAAUUGAAGGAAGCUAUUGCUAAGAAGAGGAAAGAGCAUGACGAGCUCGAGGCCAAGAGUGAAAAGGAUCUGUGGUGCGCGGAUCUGGAUGACUUCAUGGCUGAGUGGAACGCUCAGAUUGCUCUUGAAGAAGAACUUCAGACCAAGAUCCGCCGUAUGGGGCGACGCGUGUCCAAGAAGAUUGGUGCGGGUCGCGGCCGCAAGGGGAAGGACGAUGACGACUAUGAGCCGGACAAGAAACCCCGAGGCAAAGGCAAAGCUGCAGCAGCAAAAGCAGCAGUCAAGCCCAAGGUUGAGACGAAGAGCGCCCAAAGAUUCAUUGAAAUGCUUAGUUCAAAGACAAAGAAGGAACCAAAGGACGACGUUAUGGACUUGUCUGAUAACUUCUCUGAUGAUGACUUUGCGACCUUGAGCAGGAAUAAGCCUGCUGCCUCCAAAGUGACGGAGCUGUCUCAAUCCCAAUCUGCUUCGCAGUCUCAAUCAGAGGAACCAGAAGUUGUUCGUCCGACGAAGAGAGCAGCCGCUUCGAAAGCCAAGACGUUGUUCGAGGUCUCAUCUGACAGUGAGGUAGAAGACAUGGAAAUGAUAGGGGACAUUGGCUCUAUGGUGAAAGGAAUUGGCAAGCCUGCCGGUGAUACCAGCGGACGACUGAGCUUAUAUGCCAUGAACCGGCCAGAGUCUAGCCAGGGCAAUAGCGGCUCCAGCGGCCUGCAAAAGCUGAAAACAAAGCCAUCCAAAUCUUCCAUGGACAUUGACAGCCAUGAUGAGACCAACUAUGAGCUGCUAGCCAAGUCCUCGCCACACAAAAUCAAGGACGAGGUGGAUGAUGCUGGUGGUCAGGACUCUGAUGAUGAACUGGGAGCAGGUCCCGCCCCGUCAAACACUGAUAGCGGCCUGGUUGCGGUCAAGAAGGCUCGGGCCAAGCCCACGGUUUCCAAGGCGAAAGCCAAACCAGAACCCAAGGCGAAGGCAAAGGCCGCAGCUGCGCCAAAGCAAACGACGCUUUCUCCUGCUGCCAAGGCUUAUGCGGCUAGAAAGAAAGUCAUUGGUGUUAAGAAGAUUGCUCUAGAAGGCUCAGACGACGAGAUGGCUGACCCCCCAUCACCUGUAUCAAAACCCAAGCCGGCAGCUCGUGGCAGACCUGGUCGAGCUGCUGCGGCGAAACGGCCAGUCAUUGUCGACGAAGAUUCAUCGUUGAUGCAGGAUGAGAGCGACGACCCAUUCGAGAUGGAUGAUGAUUAA